Cladocopium goreaui is the source of this 1308-nucleotide messenger RNA. NCBI's taxonomy places the organism in Eukaryota, Dinophyceae, Suessiales, Symbiodiniaceae. The record is from the annotation of a GenBank genome assembly.
AUGGAGAACAUGAAACGCAGGAGUGAGGCGUUGGCCUUCCAGAAUGUCAUCAGGCUCAGGGAUUGGAGACCUCAAACCCAAAAGCGGCCCCAACGCGUCAUUGUUCGCCGUGGGGCUGUCAUCAACCGAAAUGAAGCUCUUGACCCGAUCAACUGCAAAACCUUGUCCAAGGUGAAAAACAUAACCCCGAACACGGGCUUGAUGGGCGAUCGCAACGACGAGCUCCCGGCUAGGCCCAUCGCGUCGCCGUGCCUGACGGCUUCCGUGCUGGCGAUGUUUGAGACAAGGGUGAAGCUUUUGGAGAACAAGCGGGGGCGAGGGAGCGUGGAAGGUCACGAAAUGCCGACACCUUUGGAGGAGUUGUUGGUGGAGGAGGAGGAAGUAGACCCGUUCAGCCUCUUGCAACUUUGCAUCUCCCUGGCUGCCGGCAUUGUCUUGCAGACAGGACAAAAGAUGGCGCCAGCGAAUGGCGCGCCCUUUCUGGAGCCUGCAGAAGCCAAGUUCCCUGAGCCACGAGAGGACAUGAUGGCGGCAGAAUAUUUGAUCCAUCGCGUGAGCCACGUGGCGAAACCCAGCUUGGCACCGGGCAGUGCACAUGCCUGCGACGAUGGCCAACAGGCCAGCAAGAACAGGCCAUGCCAGCUGGACGGCAAUGACUUGCCGUGCUGGAACAGUGGCGCCUGGCUGGGCGGCAGUCAGGUGGUGGAGUGUGAGAUGUCCUGCCUACAUCAGAAACGUGUCAUGCAGCCACAGUAUUCCUGCAGUGACUUCACAGGAGUCGAUAGCAAGACCUCCUGCUUUGGCCGGGGCGAUUCCACGGGCUCUAAGUGCAUGUUUGUCACCUACCAGGAUCAGCAUGGAGCCGCAAAGUCCUCCUGCGCUCCCUGCGAGUUGCAGGGCGUCGGCAAUGUGGAUUGCCCUGUGGCGGGUGGAAAAGGCCCCGAGCUCAACUCCACUGUGACGAUGUGCUCCAGCCAAUGUGAGGCACCACGUCCCGAUGCCCAUGUGACGCUGCCGCCAGCAGUGGGCAACCCAGGCCUCAGCCGCGUCGCCGCGGCGCCCGACGCCAUGCUCUCGGCGCCCGUGUCGCCACCGCUGGCGCCCGCCGAGUCGGAGACGGCGCUGGCCACACGCGCGCAGGUGGCAAGCGCGAUGACCACCACGACUCCUUAUGGCAAAGCUCCGAACUACUUCCCAAUGGUGGUCUACCGCAGCCCGCAGGACGUGAGCGCCGCCACGCUGCCCGCCGCCGCGCAAGCGCUGCCGUGGCCCGUGGAGCUGCCGAAGCUGGAGGAAACGAACAACUGA